Molecule: messenger RNA, 360 nt
Organism: Ostreococcus lucimarinus CCE9901
Lineage: Eukaryota; Viridiplantae; Chlorophyta; Mamiellophyceae; Mamiellales; Bathycoccaceae
Exons: 1
Coding region: 1-360 (119 amino acids)
Source: RefSeq, a predicted model, not a curated record
AUGACGACGCCGGCGUCGGCGUCGGCGUCGACGCCGGCGUCGACGCCGAAACCGAAGAGCGCGAUGGAGGUGAAACUCUCCGACGCGCUGAGCGCGGCGCGCGCGAAGGCGAAGGAAAUCGAAGACGAACUCGCGGACAGCCCGCUUCGCUCGCCCUUCAAGCAGCGCAUGAAGGCUGGCGUGCGGGAACAUCCCAUUCGAAGACUUCAAGGCGCGGCCGUUCGAUUGUACAAGCGCACGAAGCACAACGUGAUCAAGCGCGUGGAGCGCGCGACGGAGAAGAAUCCCACCGCCGUCGGCGGCGGCGUCCUCGGUUUCGCCGUCUUGGUUCUCGCCUCGCGUCGCGGUCGCGGUCCGUGA